Molecule: messenger RNA, 6881 nt
Organism: Thermothielavioides terrestris NRRL 8126
Lineage: Eukaryota; Fungi; Ascomycota; Sordariomycetes; Sordariales; Chaetomiaceae
Exons: 5
Coding region: 170-6721 (2183 amino acids)
Biological process (GO): fatty acid biosynthetic process; secondary metabolite biosynthetic process
Molecular function (GO): fatty acid synthase activity; phosphopantetheine binding; 3-oxoacyl-[acyl-carrier-protein] synthase activity
Source: RefSeq, a predicted model, not a curated record
AUUCCCCCCCAGCUCAGCAUUUUUAGGAAUAGGCGCUGCGACGGAGAACGACAUCGACCACCACUACCGGCGCUGCCGCCGCUAAUACCUCGAAUUCGCUACAGAGUACUGCUAUUCACGCCACGCCACGCCCCGCCACUCGCGGCAGGCCCAGUGCUAGGCUCCCAAGAUGGGUGCCGACCAGGAUAACGCGUGUGCCAACCGGCCUGCGUACCUCCUGCUGGGUGACCAAUCGCUCGAUACCCAUGGCUUCCUUGUCCGCUUCUUCGGCCAGGAGCAGCACGGCGAGUUGGCCAAGGCCUUUCUCCGCCAGGCUGCCUACGCCCUCAAGUGGGAGAUACAGAGGUUGCCCGCCGCCGAAGCACGCAGGCUACCCGACUUCCUCACGCUGAAGCAGCUGAACGAGCGGUACAACAAGAGCGACUACAAGCAUGCGGCCGUCGACGCCGCGCUGCUGACCAUCUCGCAGCUCGCCCACUUUCUCGACCACGUCGAAAAGCACUCCGAGGAUAUCCCUCAUCCUGAACACACUGUUGCUGUUGGACUUUGCUCGGGACUCUGGGCCGGAGCCGCCAUCUCCGUCACGCCGUCGUUGCCAGAUCUCGUCCCAGUCGGUGUUCAGACCGUCAUCUUGGCAUUCAAGCUGGGUUCCUACGUGCAAACGAUCGCCCAGCAGUUCAGCCACUCAGCACAAGAUGAAUCGGAAAGCUGGACAUACCUUUUCCCGCUCUUGAGCCACGAGGAGACGGCCGUCAAACUGGCCGAGUUCCAGGAAUCAACUGGAAUCCCGCCCGCCAAUCGCGCGUAUGUGAGUGCCGUAUCCAGCAGUGGCAUCGCCGUCUCUGGGCCGCCAGUCACACUCAGCACUCUGGUGAACCGGGGCAUCCUCUCGACGAAGCCGGUGGCGAUUCCAGUCCACGGCCCGUACCAUGCGCCGCAUCUCCACGCGGGUGCAGAUGUGAAGAAGAUUCUCGACCUGGACAAUCCGCGGGUGGAAGAUGCAUUCUACAAGUCCCGUCCACGGCUGCCCGUUAUGUCCUGCUCGACUGGAUCGUUUUUCUCCGCUGCGGAUACCAAGGCCCUCAUGACCUCCGUGGCCUCAACAAUCCUGAAUGAGACCUUGAUGCUCGACAAGGUUCUUGCCAGCUGUGUCGAACACGCCCGCCAGGUUGAAGCCAAGAGCUGCCUCAUCUUGCCCCUCGGGCCGACCCAACUCGCCGGCGCGCUCAAGCAUGCUCUCAAGGCCAAGACGGAUCUGGAGGUCGUUGUCCGUACACCGUAUGAUGCGCCACCCGAGGCCACAUCGAGCCUGAGCGGGAAGUGCAAGCUUGCCAUUGUCGGCAUGGCCGGGCGUUUUCCCGAUGCCGCCAGCCACGAGAAGCUCUGGGAGCUGUUGGAACGCGGCCUUGACGUCCACCGCCUGGUCCCUGCGGACCGAUUCGAUCACAGAACGCACGUCGAUCGGUCGGGCAAAGGCACCAACAAGAGCCACACGCCUUUUGGCUGCUGGAUUGAGCAGCCCGGCCUGUUCGACCAUCGCUUCUUCAACAUGUCCCCGCGCGAGGCGUUGCAGACCUGUCCGAUGCAGCGGAUGGCCUUGACCACCGCGUACGAGGCUCUGGAGAUGUCGGGCUACGUUCCAAACAGAACGCCAUCUACGAGGCUUGAUCGCAUCGGCACAUUCUACGGCCAGACCUCCGAUGACUGGCGAGAGAUCAACGCCGCCCAGGACGUGGACACGUACUUCAUCACGGGCGGCGUGCGGGCAUUUGGCCCAGGGCGCAUCAAUUAUUACUUUGGCUUCAGCGGGCCCAGUCUCAACAUCGACACGGCGUGUUCCUCAAGCGCGGCCGCCAUGCAGGUUGCCUGCACCGCGCUCUGGGCGCGGGACUGCGACACGGCCAUCGUCGGAGGCCUUUCUUGCAUGACGAACCCGGACAUCUUUGCCGGGCUCAGCAAGGGCCAGUUUCUUUCGAAAAACGGCCCCUGCUCCACCUUCGAUGACGCUGCCGAUGGAUACUGCCGUGGUGACGGCUGCGCAUCCGUCGUCGUGAAGCGUCUGGAUGACGCCUUGGCCGACAAGGACAGAAUUCUGGGCGUCAUCCUCGGCACUGCGACCAACCAUUCCGCGGAUGCCAUAUCCAUCACGCACCCGCAUGGCCCGACGCAGUCUGCCUUGUCGACCGCCAUCCUGGAGGAAGCGGGCGUUGAUCCCUUGGACGUCGACUACGUUGAGAUGCACGGCACGGGCACGCAGGCCGGGGACGGGACCGAGAUGUUGUCCGUAACCAACGUCUUCGCCCCGGCAGACCGCAAGCGCCGCGCCGACAGACCGCUGUACCUAGGUGCUGUCAAGGCCAACGUCGGCCACGGAGAGGCCGCAUCGGGAGUUACAGCCCUCAUCAAGGUGCUUCUCAUGCUCGAGAAGAACGUCAUUCCGCCCCAUGUCGGUAUCAAGCCUGGUUCCGUGAUGAACCGGACUUUCCCCGACGACUUGUCCGCGCGGAACGUCAACAUUGCCUUCCACGCGACGCCCUUCCGACGGAAGGAUGGGAGGCCGAGGCGCGUCUUCAUCAACAACUUCAGCGCCGCCGGAGGCAACACCGGUCUCCUGCUCGAGGACGGCCCGAAACCCAAGCCGGCGGCGGUCGACCCGCGCGGCCACCACAUUGUCACGGUGACGGGCAAGUCCAAGACGUCCAUGAUCAAGAACGCGCAACGCCUCAUGGAUUGGAUUGAGACGCAUCCAGACGUUCCGCUCUCACACGUCGCAUAUACCAUGACGGCGAGAAAGAUCCAGCACUACUGGCGCAUGGCCGUGACUGGUUCCGAUCUUGCCCAGGUUCGGAACGCCAUCGCGGCUCGCCUCCAGGAUCACAUCUCCCCCGUCCCGCCCCAGCAGCCUAAGGUUGUGCUGAUGUUUACUGGACAAGGCUCGCACUACGCAGGGCUCGGGAAGGAUCUUUACGAGCACCAGUCGGUCUUCCGGCAGAGCAUCGACGAGUUCGUCCGCCUCGCUUGGAUACAUGGCCUACCAUCGUUCCUUCCCUUGAUCGAUGGCAGCGAGCCCGACGUGGCUAAGUUGUCACCGGUAGUUGUCCAGCUUGGCUUGGUCGCGUUCGAGAUGGCGCUUGGUCGACUGUGGGUCUCGUGGGGAGUCAAGCCUUCCCUGGUGGUGGGCCACAGCCUCGGAGAGUAUGCCGCGCUCGAAGCCGCUGGCGUACUCUCCGCCAGCGACGUCAUCUAUCUUGUCGGCGUUCGCGCCCAGAUGCUGGUCGACAAGUGCACGCCUGGAACCCACUCGAUGCUCGCUGUGCAGGGCUCAAAGGAGGAUGUCAGACCCGUCCUCGGCGCCAACGCCGGCGGAAUCGAGGUUGCUUGCAUGAACGGACCGCGCGAGACAGUCCUCAGCGGCAAGGCUGAUGAGAUCUCCGAGGCCUCCCGGACCCUAUCUGCCGCUGGGCUCAAGUGCACUGAGCUCCGUGUGCCUUUCGCCUUCCACUCCGCCCAGGUGGACGCCAUCCUGGACGAUUUCGAGGCGGUCGCUCAAGGGAUCAGCUUCCGCGCACCAAAGCUCCCGAUCAUCUCGCCUUUCCUCGGCAAAGAGAUUGAAGGCGAGCCCAUCGAUGCGAGAUACCUGCGCGAGCAUGCCCGCCAGCCGGUCAAUUUCCUUGGCGCGCUCGUCUCUGCUCAGGCGGCUGAGACUAUUGAUCACAAGACCGUCUGGAUUGAGAUCGGCCCCCAUCCUGUGUGCGCCAAUCUCGUCAAAGGCGUCUUCGGUGCGCCGACCGUCGCAGUUCCCAGCCUGCGGCGCAAAGAGGACUGCUACAAGAGCAUAUCGAGUACCGUUGCCACGCUGCAUUGUGAGGGCGUCAAGAUCGACUUCAAUGAGUACCAUCGUGACUUCCAGGACUCGGUUCGCCUGCUCGAUCUGCCCAGCUACGCAUUCGACGAGAGCAACCAUUGGCUUCAGUACACCGGCGACUGGUGCCUUACCAAACACCGGGUUCGUGACGCCGCAAAUGCGUUGCACACGCGCAAGCUGUCAACGACGUCCGUGCAAAAGAUCAUCGCGGAAGAGGUUAAGGACGACGUGGCUACCGUUGAGAUCGAGUCCGACCUCUGCCAGGAGCAACUCCGCAACGCCGUGUCUGGUCAUUUGGUCAACGGCGCGCCGUUGUGCCCGUCAUCGCUGUACGGCGACAUGGCCAUGACCGUGUGCGAGUACGCCUACAAGCUCCUGCGGCCCGACGCGCAGCGGAUUGGGUACAAUGUCGCUAAGUUAGAGGUGCCCAAGUCGCUCAUUUUCGACGAGACGGCCAAGAGCCACAUUCUGCGGCUGAAGGUGACUGCCAAUGCCAAACUUGGCCACGCUGAUCUUGUCUUCUACACGGGCGAAGGACCAAAGAGGACUGAGCAUGCCAAUUGCAAGGUCUAUUUCGGCAACUUGGAUGAGUGGCAGGCCGAGUUUGAUCGCGUCGCCUACCUGAUCAAGUCCCGCAUCGACGCCCUCAAGCAGGCCGAGCAGCAAGGUAUUGCCUCCAAGAUCGGCCGCGGUUUGGCGUACAAGCUCUUCUCCGCCCUCGUCGACUACGCUCCUCGGUAUCGGGGCAUGGAAGAGGUCAUCCUGGACAGCGCCGCUUGCGAGGCGACAGCCAAGAUCCGCUUCCAAACCACCGAGCAGGACGGCAACUUUGUCUUCAGCCCGUAUCACAUCGACAGCGUCUGCCACAUCUCCGGUUUCAUCAUCAACGGAAGCGAUGCCAUCGACUCGCGCGAACAGGUCUUCAUCUCGCACGGCUGGGGCUCGAUGAGGUUCACCGAGAUCCCUAAGGCCGACAAGGAGUAUCGCAGCUACAUCCGCAUGCAGCCCGUGCAGGGCAGCAAGAUGAUGGCGGGUGACGCCUAUGUCUUCGACGGCGACAGGAUCAUCGGUGUCACUGGUAACAUCAAGUUCCAGUGCGUCCCGCGCAGGGUUCUGAAUCAGCUGCUCCCCCCACGUUCCGGUGGCGGCGCCGCUCGCGCGCCUCCUCGGCCGGCACCCACCAAGCCGCCUUCCGCCGAGAAGGCGGCCCCUCCCAAGAAGAAGAAGGAGACUGUGACGCCAGCUAAUAUCGGCAAGGUCAACCAGAAGUUGAGGAGCCUUGUCCAUUCGGUCAUGGACAUCAUAGCCCAGGAGGUGCACUGCAGCCACGACGAGCUCGCGGACAACAUCGCCUUUGCGGAUUUAGGCGUCGAUUCGCUGAUGUCUCUGACAGUCAGCGGCAGAUUGCGGGAGGAGCUGGAGCUGAACAUAAGCUCCAACGCCUUCGUCGAUUACGCCACCAUUGGCGAAUUCAAGCGCUACCUGGCGCAAUUCGAGAAGACGGCGCGCAAGAUGAGCAUCUCAUCGCACGACUCGGAGCUUAUGAGUACUGCCGAGUCACCCGAGGGCGAGACCGAGUCGCGCAUCACGACACCUAUUGGGGAUAGUGAAGCCAGCUCGGUCAAGGGCGACGACUCAAAGGAGGAGGUCCGGAACCUGGUGCGCAAGAUCAUCGCCGACGAGAUGGCUAUCGAGGUGGACGAGAUCAUCGCAGCGCCAGACCUGGCAGACCUCGGGAUGGACUCGCUCAUGAGCCUGUCCAUCCUCGGCCGGCUCCGCGAGGAGACCGGCAUGGAUAUUUCGCCCGACUUGUUCGUCAACAACCCGUCGCUCAGCCAGGUGGAGCAUGCCCUCGGCAUCACUGCACCCAAGAAGGCCGCGGCCCGGAAACAGCAGCAACCCAAGCAGCAAUCAGCAACACCGCCGGCGCGCAAACAGCCGUCCGAGAAACCGCCUGAGCCCGAGGACCGCGGGGAGUCAUCGCAGACGCGUGUGCAUCCCAGAAUCGGCCUGGAGGAGCCUGCCCCUCCCAAGCCGCCGAGGCCCUCCGAGCUGGUCGACCGUUUUCCACAUCGCCGCGCCUCUUCGGUUCUCCUAUCUGGAGUCGUCCGCACGGCGUCCAAGCACCUGUUCAUGGUGCCUGACGGCAGCGGGUCUGCCACGUCGUACACGGAGAUGGCCGAGAUCGGUGGCGACUGGGCGGUCUGGGGCCUUUUUUCGCCCUUCAUGAGGACGCCGGAGGAGUACAAUUGUGGUGUGUACGGCAUGGCGGCCAAGUUCAUCGAGGAGAUCAAGCGGCGGCAGCCCAAGGGUCCAUACUCCGUCUCGGGCUGGAGCGCCGGUGGCGUGAUUGCGUACGAGAUUGUCUACCAACUCGUCCAGGCCGGCGAGACGGUCGAGAAUCUCAUCAUCAUUGACGCUCCCUGCCCCCACACCAUUGAGCCCCUGCCGCAAGGCCUGCACGCAUGGUUUGCCUCGAUUGGUCUCCUCGGGGAGGGCGACGACAAUAGGGUGCCGGAAUGGCUGCUCCCCCACUUCGCCGCCUCUAUCACGGCGCUCAGCAACUAUGACGCCCUGCCGCUGCCUAAGGAAAAGUGCCCCAAGGUGAUGGCCAUCUGGUGCGAGGACGGGGUUUGCAAGAAUCCCGAGGACCCGAGACCAGAGCCUUAUCCGAAGGGCCACGCCCUUUUCCUCUUGGACAACCGCUCCGACUUUGGUCCCAACCGGUGGGACGAGCUCCUGGACCUGGAGAAGAUGCAGUUCCGGCACAUGCCGGGCAAUCACUUUUCCAUGAUGCACGGUGCUUUGGCUAAACAACUCAACGGCUUCGUCAAGGAUGCUCUUGGGCUGCAAUGACUGGACGUGUACCGUGGCCGGUGCGUCUCGGACCCGGGGUAACGACUUGCUGGCUAUCACAGUUGGUUUUGGUCAAGGAAGCUACUGGAAAGUGGAUGUGGUCGGCGGGCAUUUUUAUUCGGCAUGAGCAUUUGGCAGUUUUUUUAGAGUUUCCCUGGAC